CCGUUGGUUGUGCACGCGUUAUAUUUUUUUGUUAGGCACGACUUUCUUGUAUAAAUAGCAAGUAGCAACGUUUUAUAAAACUGAGAUUUCGACUAAAAUGCCUUGGAAUAACUCAAGGAAUGAUUUUGAAAAUGCUCUAUAUGACUCCCAAUAUCCCGAUGAAAAUGCAGAUGGUGGUGUCCAGUUGGACCACUGCAGGCUGUAUGUGACCAAUUUACCCAAGAAUCUCAAUGAGCAGGGCUUGACAGCUUUGUUCUCCAAGUUUGGCAAUAUUGUGAAGAUUCACCUGAGCAGAGAUCCAACAAAGCGAUAUGCAUUCGUCUUUUUUGAGGCAGCAAGUCAGGCGCGAGUUGCCAUGAUGAAACUGAACAGGACCGAGCCCCUCAAACUCAAUAUUGCCAUAGCACAUAAGAAAAAUAGUCAGGACCAAAAUGAGAAUAACAAUUCAAGGGCGUCCAGAAAUUUUGACAGACGAUCCAUGGCUGAUGAUUAUGGAUCAGAGGGAAGAUCAAAUAAUUGGAAUAAUUCAGAUUGUCAGAAUGAUGUUUAUGAAGAGGAAUUGGUAGAUGACGAACUUGAAAUGGAGGAAGACCUAGAUUUAGAUGUAAGACUCCAGAUGCUGAAUCUGAAAGAAGCUGAGAUCAAGUUAAAGAAGAAAAUACUCUUCUUGAACCAGCACAAAAAAAUGAAUCAGCAAUCUCAGCAAGGCAAUCGCAGUAUCUUGCCCGACGGAAGGAUAGUUGUGCGGAACGUCGGAGAACGAGCAAAGAGUGGCAAACAUGUAUGUUGGGCUCCUGUGCAGGAGAACUUCAGCUCUGCUGCUGAUGACUCGAAAACGCCCAGUUCCUGUGAAGAAACAACACGCGGUCCACGCGGACAAAUAAACGAAGACAAAAGCAAUCGUAAAGAUAGUGGUGAAGAUGACAGUACCUUAAAAUGUUGCCAUGAUAUAGAUGAUGGUAUACUACAAGAAAUUACGGAAGCAGUAUUCGAUGAGUAUUGUGAUAUAGACAUUCCUCUAGAUAUAGUUGUAAAUCAUAGAAAUGAAGUAGGCUGUGAUGAAAGUAACAUUUGUGAUAUACAUAGACUUAGGGCAAAUGAUUAUGAAGAUGUUGACGGUGAUUUAAAAUUUGCAAUAACAUUUGCUGGUUAUCCAAAAACUAAAAUACAACUACAUGAUAUCAAAAGAUUCAAUCAAUGUGUAAAAGACAUAAUUGGUAUUCAAAAAUCGAGCAAAUUGCUUCGAAAUUCCCCAACAUUUCGAGAUUGUUAUAUUAAUAAUGGAGCGAUAGUGUGUGUUUUCAAUGAUUUUGAAAGUAAAAGGUGGUUGCUUAUUAUAUUACCUGGCAUAAAAGAGCGUAUGAAUUGUGAUUUUUUAUUAUUGAAAUGUGAAACAAUUCGUUUAUGGUUAACUUCAAUCGUUACACCAGCAGAGUCUUCAAAAUUCGCCGAAGAGUUUCUACAACAAUUGCAAAAACUCAAUCCUGACUUAAAAACAGGUCAGUGGAAAAUAGUUAAGAAAAUAAAUGUUUCUAACGUAGAUUACAUUUCUAUUGUUAUUGAUAAAAAAUCAUAUGAAAUCAUAAGGAGCUCUACUUUUAGAAAUGUAAUAGAUUUCAAUGAAAUGGAAUUUGAAAUAGAAGGCUCAAUUGAUAUUUAUGGUAAAACCUUAUCCCUCGAAGAUGAUUUCUGGAGCAUAGCUUCAAGAGUUGAAAUUUUAAAAUCUUUAAAUGCUGCGGACACAAAAUUUGUAAAGGAUAAUGAAAAAAAAUUAAGUAAAGCCUCUGACUUACAUGAGAUGAAAGAUAUAAAGAAAAAAAUUGAUGAAUUAUAUGAAAUCAACAUAGAUUUUAAAAGAAAUAUCCUUAAAAAUCCAAGGAUAAAUGAUUAUAAUGAGAUUAUUAUUGAUGAACUCAAGAUAGUGGUGGCGCUGUGUGGUUACCCAAUGUCUAAAAUAAAUUUGAGACGUAUGGAAUUAUUUAACAAAUCAUUGAAAGAUAUUAUUGAUAUGCAAAAACAAUCGAAUUUGCUUAAGAAUACUCCAAAAUUCUUGGAUUGUUAUAUCAACAAAGGGGCUAUCGUGUGUAUUUUCAACGACCUUGACAGUAAACAAUGGUUUGUUAGAGUUUCUCCUGGUCUUCAGGAACGAAUGAAUUGUCGUCUAAAAUUUUUCAGCACAGAAACGACUCGUUUACAUUUAGGUAAAAUGAAAAUUCAGGAAGGACUUUGCCCAGCUGCGGUUAUCGAUGUAUUCAAAAACAUGCAACUUUUUAAUCCAAAAAUACACAAAGAUAACUUUAAAAUUAUUUCCAAACAAUGUAUAAAUGGUAAAAUACAUGCUUUAUAUUUCUUGAUUGAUAGCAUUUCGUAUGAAACUAUUCGAUCUUUUACCUUUCAAAAUGACGUAGAUUCCGAUAAAAUACAAUUUAGAGUAAAAGCUGGUGAGCUUGUCUAUUAUAGAGUAAUUUCCUUCGAACCGGAUUUGUUAAGUUUUCAAUCAAGAAUAAAACUUCUAAAAGACUUAAAACCAGACGUUUUUAAAGUAUCUGAUCUAAAAAGAAACAUAUCAACAGAAAAUUAUAAACCUUAUGAAUGCGAUGAAAGUAAUGACGAAGAUAGUUCAGAUGAAAUGCACAAUUCUUUUACUACAAAAACAGCUGUAAGACCGAGAUCUGAAGAAUUAAUUACUGAAGACAGUUCAGGUGAAUUGUAUACUGAAUGUGCCGAAAGAAGGUUACAAAAAGAAUUAAAUAGCAACUCACCUAAUAUAAAAUCGGACGAAAGCGGAUCAUUAAUUGAAGGUGAGGAUAUUUUAACAAAUUCUAGUACAGAAGGAAUAAGUAACUUGGAGGAAGGAUUCACAGAUACAUUUGUAAAAGAAUCUAAUACAUUAUUAAAUAGCUCUUCUGAGUCUGCAAAUCAAGAUUCAAUAAUUAGAGAUAAUGUUCUUUGUGAAAUCAUGGCAUCAAAUAUUUUAGGAGUACAGAAAACUUCAAAUGAAAAGUUGUCUGAAGAAUUUUCCAAAAUAAACGCAAAUGUAAACAUUUCAAAUACUUGGGAACUUAGGGUUCGAAAAUCAAAGUCUUACGACAAAGAAAAUGUAAAUGAAAUCAAUUUCGAGACCACCAAUAAUAUUAAUGACUCAAAAACAGAGGAUACAGACAAAUUUAACGACACUGAAAAAAUAGAAAAUUUUAUAACAGUAGGUGACGUGAAAUCAGAGCAGUCUUUAAAAAUUGUUCAUCAAGUGAUAAAUAAUGGUUCCAGUAUGGAUGAUAGCGAUUCUAAUGAAAAUGUAACAGCAAAUGAAGUAAGUUCUACUUUAAUUAAUUCAGUAAAUGAAUCUCCAAACGUUCUCCAAAUUUAUAUUUCGAGUGACUUGAAAUGUGAAAACCCAGAAAUAGACGAAGUAAGUACUUGUGACAGUAUUGUCCUCGUGAAAGACGAAAAUAGAAGUUUGCCGAAACAACAGACAGGAAAUUCUAAUAAAAUAGUUGAUUCUUCUGAUCUUGAUCGUGCCAUGUGUGAUGAACUUGAUGAACACAAUGAGCCUGAAGCGAUAAUCACAUCCAAAUUGUACGUCCAUAAAGAUUUCAAGAAUGUAGACUUUACCGGUGAUAUUGAGUUUAAAUCAGCUGCAAAUAUUAACGAUAACAUUUUAUUUGGUGAUACUGAUUAUUCUAAUAGAUACCGAAAAAAAGAACUGUCCUAUUACAGAUGCACAAAUUACUUGUAUGUCGAUAAAGAAUUAAAAUUGGCUGUUGUUUUGGAGGAUUAUCCUACAGCGAAAUUAGAUAAGAGUCACAUGCGACAGAUAUCUCGAUUAUUUAACGAGUGUCUAACCAAAGAUGAGGAAUUGUUUGACGAUGAUAUUAUUCCACAAUUUGAAGACGUUUAUAUAUCAAACGGUGCUAUAGUAUUUAUUUGUGAAAAUAUAGAAACAAAGGAGUAUUUCGUAGAAGUUUUACCAGAAAUAUCCACAUCACUCGGCCUUAAAUUGAAGCUUCACAAUAUAGCACGCUUAAUUAGAUUUUAUAGAGUAUCUAUGACAUUACCACUGGAAAUAUCCCAGCUCGAAUCCAAAGCAAUGUUACCUACCCUCCAAGAGUCAUAUUCAAAAUUGCAAACUAAUGCUUGGAAGAUUUAUUCUGAUGUACCCGGAGAACAGACACGUGUAUUUGGAGUGGAUGGCAGUUCCUUAAGGUUUCUAAGAAAGUCUAAUAUGACCUUAGAAUAUGAAGGACACAUCGUUACAUGUGAAGAAAUAAAGAAACCGAGGCCUGAUAAUCAACCGAAUGUUAUAAAUAUAAAUACUGAUACUGCUGAAGAAAUAGAGAAAAAUUUAAGAGAGAAAAUAAUAAAAAUGAUGUACUGUGAAUUAGAGACCUCCGGCAAGAAGACAUCAUUGAACAAUCUUAGAAACAAAAAUAGAAAAAACAAUUAUAGUGAUACGAUUCCUGAUGAUUUCAAACUUUAUAUAAGCGCUACUGAGUAUCCAGAGGUACGUAUAGAUGAAAUGAACUUUAACGAUAUAAAACAGGCUUUGGAGGACCUUGUGGGAGACACUUGGGGUACUUAUGAUGCAUUUAUUCCGAGAAUCUACGAUAUAUAUUUGUGCGAAGGUGUUAUUUUUGUAAUCUGUAAAGAUAUCCAAACAAGAUUUUGGAUUGAAAGUAACAUCAACAAUAUUGGUCUCUCUCUAGAUUUCACCAUAAAGGCAACAGAAUAUCGAGGAGUUGUAGGUAUCGUUAACAUGAAAAUUAAAAGUAUAAAAAGCUUUGAAGAAGUAGUAGCGAUAUUGCAGAACCAAAACCCAAGGCUACGUACCAAGUUUUGGAGGCAAACCACAACAAAAACAAAGUAUCCGCAAGUUGUUUUGCAAAUGGAUGCCCUAUCUGCACAAGUUAUAAGGAGUGAUAGUUUUAAUGGUAACAUAGAUGGCCAAAGUCCGGAAUUUGAUUUUGGAUACUUACUUUCUAUCAUUAAAAAAAGACCUAGUCUAGAACCAUUUUGCAGUGAUGAUUAUAAAAACAUCACAAAUGACGCUGAUAUCGAUGUAGCUAACAAUAAGGAGAAUUAUAAAUGUGAUAAAUGUCUCAAUGAAAAUGAUACUUUCUACUACAUCGGUAAUGAAAAUUACAAUAUAAUGGAACAAAUGGAUGCCAUAGAUGAUGAUGAUUAUUGUAAGGUGGACUUAAAAAUACCACCAGACUUUCUGACAGCCAAAGGUUGUUUGGAUGUAAUUAUUGGAGUACUGAACGAAAAGAAUCCGAAACUCAACACAUUUUUGUGGAAAAUAGAGCCAUCCUCUGAUGUAGGGCAUUUCACUGUAUUUGUUGAUAAAACUUCGGCUCGAGUUAUGGAAGAAGAAGAUUUUGAUCCAUCAUUCGCUGGAGAAAAUUUGGAAUUCCAAUUUUAAAAUUUGCAUUCCAUUUUAUAAAAUAGUAUACAUAUCCAAUUAAUCAUUUUGUCUUGUAAGUUACUGUGAUUGGUUAUUUUAU
This is a messenger RNA of Aricia agestis (brown argus), 5501 nucleotides long. RefSeq lists its product as uncharacterized. Gene Ontology annotation, cellular component: U2 snRNP; precatalytic spliceosome; catalytic step 2 spliceosome. The record is from RefSeq and is a predicted model, not a curated record. The transcript has 11 exons. NCBI's taxonomy places the organism in Eukaryota, Metazoa, Arthropoda, Insecta, Lepidoptera, Lycaenidae. Gene Ontology annotation, molecular function: RNA binding. Gene Ontology annotation, biological process: positive regulation of mRNA splicing, via spliceosome; mRNA splicing, via spliceosome. The coding region runs from base 98 to 5419 and encodes 1773 amino acids.